UACGCCACCGUGUCACUUAACUUGAUUUCAGGCUGUGGAGCUUCUCUUCUCUUCGUCGGGUUUCCCUGCCUGUAGAAAACUGACGUCUGAGCUGAAACUGUAACCAGGUUUACACUUUCAGCUUUUCUCAAUGAGGUGGAUUUUCUUUCUUCCAAACCGAUUUCUAAAAGUGGGUCAAGACAAACGGAUGAUGAGGUAUUGUCUUCAGAAAAGUCAUCUCCAUCUUUUCAUUAUCCCCGUGUGGCUGCCACCAGGAUUAAUCUCCAUUUAUCUGACUGCUGCAGUUAUCCUCAGAAUAAAAUGUCACACUCUUGGAUUAAGGCAGACGUCUGUCAGGCUCAUCUCCAUCUGAACCAGCCGCCGCCGCCGCAGCAGCAGGUCGGCACGCUCAGGCUUCCUCCUGCGUCUUUAUUCUGGACAAAGUAGAAGAGACAUGUUGUUUAAUCUGACGAUGCCAACAGUGGGACUCUGAGGGCGUAAUCCAUCACACAACUGCAGAUCAGGGCUCAGUGGAGCAGCAGAGGACGGCAUCUUCACGACUGACCGCGAACACGCGUGACGUCAGAGGCUUUGGACACCGAGCUGCAGUGCGCUCAAGGAUGCUUGGACCUGCGGAGAUGUUCCUGCUGAAGUAACCAGGAGACAGAGCCACCGCCAUGCUGACCCACCUCAGAGCUCGCAGCAGGAGUCUGUUUUCAAGCUACAAGCCUGGCAGCCAGGCCCCCGAGGUGCAGGAACCCGCCUUCCACCUGGAUCUGAUCAGCACCCUGGUUAAACCAUGGAACUCCAUGCAGGAUCUGAGCAGAGACAUCUAUGACCUGUAUGCCGAGUAUGAGCGGGAGGAGGUGGACGACCGGCUCCCCGUGUCGCCGUCACGCAUCCUGCGUUCUCCCACCAAACACCUGAACCUCAACAUCAACGUGGGAGGAACGCUCUACCUUCUGCCGUACAGGCUGGCUGCCAGGUAUCCAAAGACCCGCAUCGGCCGCUUGGCCACCUACACGGACCACAGCAGGAAGCUGGACCUCUGCGACGACUACAUCGUUCACAGCAACGAGUUCUUCUUCGACCGAGACCCCAGAAUCUUCCACAACGUCUUCAACUUCUACAGAACGGGCGUGCUGUGCAUCAAAGACGAGCUGUGUCCUCACCACUUCCUGGAGGAGAUCCACUAUUGGGGCGUCCGGAUCAAGUACAGCCAACGCUGCUGCCGCAUCUCCUUCGAGGAGAGGCAGGACGAGCUGAACGAGCAGCUGAAGAUCCAGAAGGAGCUGAUGGCAGAGGUUCUCCAGCUGGAGGUGGAGAACAAGGCAGAGUUCGACCACAAGACCUUCGGGCGGAUCCGGAGGAGAAUCUGGAACCUGAUGGAGAAGCCGUUCUCUUCCAUCCCUGCCAAGCUGAUGGGCGUGGCCUCGUCCUUUUUCGUGCUGGUCUCGCUGGUUGCCAUGACGCUAAACACUGUGGAGGAGAUGCAGUACAAGACUCCCUCAGGUCAGCCCAGUGGCCAUUUCUACGGCGAGAGCGUGGAGACCUUCUGCAUCUGCUUCUUCACCCUGGAGUACCUGCUGCGCCUGGUUUCCACGCCCGACCUGCGGUGUUUCGGACGCAGCGUGCUGAACACCGUGGACCUGGUGGCCAUCCUGCCGCAUUACCUGCAAAUGGUCCUGGAGUGCUUUGAGGACGAGGACUUUCACCUGCACUCAGGAGACAUUGAGGCCGUGGCUCGCGUUGGAAAGGUGGGUCAGGUUCUGAGGAUCAUGCGUCUGAUGAGAAUCUUCCGGAUUCUGAAGCUGGCCCGGCACUCCACGGGUCUCCGAGCCUUCGGCUUCACCCUGAGGCAGUGCUACCAACAGGUGGGCUGUCUGCUGCUCUUCAUCGCCAUGGGGAUCUUCAUGUUUUCUGCCAUGGUCUACAGCGCCGAGCACGACUCCUACAACACCAACUUCACCUCCAUGCCGCACGCCUGGUGGUGGGCCGCUGUUAGCAUUUCCACAGUGGGCUACGGCGACAUGUACCCAGAGACCAACCUGGGCCGCGCCUUCGCCUUCGGGUGCAUCUCCUUCGGCAUCAUCCUCAACGGCAUGCCCAUCUCCAUCCUCUACAACAAGUUCUCCGACUACUACAGCAAACUGAAGUCCCACGACUACGCCACGGUCACCAAGGCCCGCGGGAAGGUGCGCUUCAUCAAGAGGGCGGCAAAAAGGUUCGCAGGCUGCUGUGACAGCCAGCACAAGGCUCGCUGCUCGGGCUCGGAAAGCCUCACCACGGGUCCUGUGAGAACGCGCAGAGUGACGAUGGGUCCUCCUCUUCAUCCUGGAGAGUAAGAUGGAGGACAGGAAGCAGCGGCCUCUGGCUCCUCUGGGGGUGUUUGUCGAAGGGAUUUGCCUCAGAAUUAUCACUCAAUCAAAAGCGGACUUGAAGAGAUUUCCACAAGACCUUCAGUGAUGAGGAGCAUUAGGAGUCACACUCACUACUGAGGAAGAUUCUGGUUUUUAUACUUCUUUCUUCUUCCUAAAAGUAUGACUUCAAUUUUGAGUUCCAAUCUAAAUGAAGCUGUUGGCUUAAAAACAUAUUUAUUAACUAGUGAGUGUAGCAUUAAUAAUUGCGCUGCACUCAUUCUGAACCUUAUUAUGUAUAACCAUCUAAUUUUAUUCAAAUGACCUGAUGAGACUUUUUACGGAACAGAGACAGAAAUUAACAUAGAUCUGGCUCCGACCUUUUUACAGACAUUAAGUUCUAAAUGCUGUGAAAUGGAACAAAAAGUUAUUCAAUAAGUGUCAAUUGUGUGACUGUCAAUUCUUACAGUAUUUUUUCUAAAGUCAUCCUAUUUCUUAGCUAAAAACGUAUCUAUAAAUGUAUAUGAGAGCAAAUUCAUUUGACAUGUUUUAUCUGAUUGUGUCAUAAAAAACUGCUGCAAAAAAGGAACAAAUUUAAGAAAAACAUCAACAUUUCAUCAAUUUUCUUAUAAAUCAAGUGUUUGACUAAUCUAUGAAGAACAUUGAUCCCCGCAUCCUGUAGUUCAACACAUCCCAGCAUGCACCUGGACAGCCUGUGAACGUGAGCCUCUUCAUCUGGAUUGCGUUGCGGUGCGUUCAAGGUCCCUCUGUGACGCGUAAUCUUAAGCGCUGCUGUGUCUGAAAAUAAACCUUUGUCUUUUCCUCCUGAAGCUGCAGCUUUUUGUAAAUGGAUUGAAUAUAUUUUUCAAAAAUGUCGCUUUAAUAAGUAUUCAGUCACUGGCUCCUGUUUCUCCGAUCAUUUCUUUAGAAUAACUGCAGUCAAACUCAAAUUCACCUUUAUUCACCUUAGCCCUUUUCAUGCCACAGAGCAGCUCAAAGUGUUUCCCAGAAGAAGAAAAAAAGAUAAAAAUAUAGCAGUUAAAACAAUGAACAUAGUUAAAACAAUACGAAUAAUAAUAAAAAAAUGAAUUAAUAAAUUAAAAACACAACACAUACACAUCUCACCAUUACAAUCAAAACAAGUCGAAUUAGUUAAAUUUUUUAUCAAAUCAAAAACAUGCGGACAAGUAAAAACGAUGUAAAUACUUUACUAAAAGGAUGCGUUUUAAGUUUUUUCUUAACCUCCACGGUGGCUGAAGCCCCCACGUCCUCAGGCUGUUCCACAGGCGGGGCGGGGCGGGGCCCACGGUGCUGAAAGGAGGCCUCGCCGUGGGUUUUAGUUCUGACCUUUGGGACCACCAGAGGGCUCUGGGAGGGUCAUAAGCUAAAAGUAAAUCAGAUCAAAAUGAGGGUCCAGCUCCAUUUAAACUUUUAUAAACUAAUAGAAGAAUCUUAAAAUCGAUCCUAAAGGUGACUGGGAUAAUAUGCUCCUUCUCUCUGGUUCUUGUUAACCCUUGUGCUAUCUUAGGCACUUUAACAUUGGGAGUGGGGUCAUCUAGACCCACUAAACUCUUGCUGCUUCAUCACAGCGGUG
Oryzias latipes (Japanese medaka) is the source of this 3930-nucleotide messenger RNA. RefSeq names its product potassium channel, subfamily V, member 2a (gene kcnv2a). Gene Ontology annotation, cellular component: membrane; voltage-gated potassium channel complex. NCBI's taxonomy places the organism in Eukaryota, Metazoa, Chordata, Actinopteri, Beloniformes, Adrianichthyidae. Gene Ontology annotation, biological process: action potential; potassium ion transmembrane transport; protein homooligomerization. Gene Ontology annotation, molecular function: voltage-gated potassium channel activity. The record is from RefSeq and is a predicted model, not a curated record.